AUGAAGCUCAUGCAAGAAGCAGACGAUGCAAAUCGCGACAAAAAGCUUCUGAAAUCCCAAGUGGAGAAGCGUCGCCGUGAAAGAAUGAACCACAGUUUGGAGCGUUUGAGGAGCAUGUUGAUGCAAGAGCCGCAGCAACAACAGCAGCAGGGUGCAUCCCAGCGUCGCGUGGAGAAGACCGAGAUCCUGGAGCACACUGUCCUGUUCCUGCACAACACCAGUAAGGCAACGAGCGGGGCGCAACCGCAACAACACUCCUUCCAAGACGGCUUCCACACUUGCCUCCAAAGAGCCGCCCACUUCCUGGGCCCCCAAGGCAAAGGGUUGUGGCUAGCCCUGGAUGCCACUUUGGCCCCCCGUUCACCUUCGUCUUCCUCAUCCUCUUCCUCGGUCCUCCACGCGCUGAGACACAAGUCCAAGCACAACCGGCGAGCGGCGGCUCCGCCCCCCAGGACCCCACCGCAGGGGCCAAACUGGCUGGGGACGUGCAUGGAGAGCCCCCCGGCGGAAGGCCCUUCGUUGGGCCAGAGCGUGUGGAGGCCUUGGCCCUGA
Messenger RNA from Nerophis lumbriciformis (worm pipefish), 552 nucleotides. NCBI's taxonomy places the organism in Eukaryota, Metazoa, Chordata, Actinopteri, Syngnathiformes, Syngnathidae. The record is from RefSeq and is a predicted model, not a curated record.